CACAGUUCGAAAUGUUUUUCCAAGGGCUUAGCCUGCUCUUAGCAAUUCCUUUGAUGUGCCUUCCUGGAGUUCCUGGAGGUUUCGAGCCUACAGACCGCAUCGUUGGUGGAAAAAAUAUAGCCAUCACUGAAGUUCCUUGGCAGGUCUCUCUACAAUAUAAGGGUCAGCAUUUCUGCGGUGGAUCCAUCUACAGUGAAACCAUGAUUAUCACGGCUGCCCACUGUGUUAAGGAUAAGAUGACCUUGCCCCUCGAAAUUCGAGCGGGAUCCUCGAAAUACAAUAACGGUGGCACUUUGGUAAAAGUAGAAGCCAUCCGAUAUCACGAAAAAUUCAGCAGGAGAUUGGGCAACGAUGUUGCUGUUAUAAAAUUAAAAAGCCCUCUAACGUUUUCCGAUACCAUCAAACCCAUUUCCUUGGCAGAAAAGGACCCAGCCGUGGGAUCGGUGGCCUUAUCGACUGGCUGGGGCGCUACAAAAAGGAAUAGUGGUCCCCAAGAUCUACAGGGAGUUGUAAUAAAGAUCGAAAGACUAUUCUGGUGUAAAUUUAGAUAUCCGUUUAUACUUCCCUAUAUACAUAGUAACGACAUUUGCGCUGGAACGAGGGGUAAAUCAGCAAGUGACGGAGAUUCCGGUGGACCAUUGGUCGUGAAUAGAAAGCUAGUGGGGAUCGCUUCACGGAAAGGAAACUUCCUCUGUUGGUCAUCUGGAUUUUACGUCAGUGUGGCGAAAUUCAACAAGUGGAUUCAAAAAGCAAUCAAGUCCUUUUAAAACUA
Messenger RNA from Drosophila takahashii, 772 nucleotides. NCBI's taxonomy places the organism in Eukaryota, Metazoa, Arthropoda, Insecta, Diptera, Drosophilidae. The record is from RefSeq and is a predicted model, not a curated record.